This is a messenger RNA of Cyphellophora attinorum, 396 nucleotides long. RefSeq lists its product as uncharacterized. The record is from RefSeq and is a predicted model, not a curated record. The coding region runs from base 1 to 396 and encodes 131 amino acids. Lineage: Eukaryota; Fungi; Ascomycota; Eurotiomycetes; Chaetothyriales; Cyphellophoraceae. The transcript has a single exon.
AUGGCCGACACCAACACCAUCCUCGCCACCUGGCCCUACGCUUGGGCCUACUUCUACCCCACAAUCCUCCUUGUCAACGCCAUCCUCACCUUCACACCGGCCGCCCACGCAAUAUGUGAGCAAGGCGGCUUCCCGCAGCCCCGUAAUGAACCACUCAACACAUACGUCUACCUGUUCGCAGGCUGUCAAUUGAUGCUCGGUUUGGCCGUCGCCAUACUGGAGUACGCAGGGGAGUGGAGGGCAGUCAGUGUGAUCCUGGCGUCUGCGACACCGAUGGGUGUGAUCGGGACGAGUCUGUCGGGAAUGAACGGGUUCGACCAAGCGUUUUGGACGCAUGUGGUUAUGUUCACUAUUGGGACGAGUGCUAGUGUGAGCUUGGUGCGGGAGUACUGGUGA